Trichosurus vulpecula (common brushtail) is the source of this 1974-nucleotide messenger RNA. RefSeq names its product carboxypeptidase N subunit 2-like. The transcript has 3 exons. The record is from RefSeq and is a predicted model, not a curated record. NCBI's taxonomy places the organism in Eukaryota, Metazoa, Chordata, Mammalia, Diprotodontia, Phalangeridae. Gene Ontology annotation, molecular function: protein binding. Gene Ontology annotation, cellular component: plasma membrane. Bases 233 to 1873 code for a protein of 546 amino acids.
AUUGACCCACUGGCUCUUGGCUCAGGGAUGGGGCUGGCUCAGGCACUGGUAAACAUUGACACACUGAACAUGCAGUUAUAGCUCCCUGGUCACAAGGAAGAAGAACUCCUGGUCCCAGUUCUUGCCUAGCCUGACCUUUUCCCACAUGGUAGAGAGGGAGUUAUCAUCCCAGCUUGACAGGAAGGGAAGCUGAGGCCCAAAGGGAUACCUCCUCAGGCUCAUAUGCAGGACAAUGCUCCUUGGGGCCUUCCUGCCAUGUGUCUCCCUGCUGCUCCUGGCCAGGCUGACCCAGGCCUGCCCCAUGGGCUGUGACUGCUUUAAGCAGGAGGUGGUGUGCACCGCUGAGGAAAUAGGUGACAUACCGAGAGGCAUCCCCGAGAAUGCCACAGAAAUCAUCUUUGUGGAGACCUCCAUGCUGACCCUGAGGCCCUGGGCCUUCAGCAACACCAGCAGCUUGUCUAAGGUGGUCUUCCUCAACACCAAGAUUCAGUCUCUGCAGGCAGAGGCCUUCAGUGGGCUGCCCAGGCUGGUGGAUCUGGAGAUCACCGGCAGCCCCCUGGUGGGUGUUGGGGGGGAGACCUUCAGGAACUUGACCGGCCUCCGAAAACUCACGCUCAACUUCAACACUCUUAGAGCGCUGCCUGCUGACCUCUUCCAGGGCCUGGACACCUUGGAGUCACUUCAUCUGCAAGGAAACCAGCUGCACACGCUGCCCCCGGCCAUCUUCCAGCCCCUCAAGGCUCUGCGCCUCCUCAACCUCGCCCAGAACCUCCUGGGGCAGAUCUCUGAGCAGCUCCUAGAUCCCCUGGCCAGCCUCCAGACCCUGAAACUUAGCGACAACCUCCUGGCCACUCUCCCGCCUCGGGCCUUCGGGGGCCUGCGCAACCUGCAGGAGCUGUUUCUGGACGGGAACGGACUCACGGAGCUUCCCCAGGACGUAUUCUCCGGGCUGGGGACCCUGCAGAAGCUCUGGCUGCAGCACAACGCCAUCGGCCACCUCCCCCCAACCGUCUUCUCUUCCCUGGGCAACCUUACCUUCCUGAACCUGCAAGGGAACAUGCUCCAGGUGCUCCCCGGCGGACUCUUCGACCAGACACCCAACCUGGCCAGGCUGUCGGUGUCCUACAACAAGCUGGAGAACGUCUCCGUGGGCGCGUUCAGAAACUCCCCCAGGCUCAGCGUCGUCACCCUGUCGCACAACAGCCUGCGCAGCCUCCCGCCGGGGCUCUUCGACCACGUGCCCAGCCUCACCAGGCUCCACCUGGGAAGCAACAACCUGACGGCCCUGGACAGGCAGCUCUUCCAGAACCUGACCCACCUGGAGCUGCUGAGCUUGGCCGACAACCUGCUGACCACCCUCCCCGACGGCAUUUUUGACAAUAACUUCGGGCUUUUCAGCCUGGCCCUGCACGGCAACCCGUGGGUGUGUGACUGCCACCUGGCUUACCUUCUAAACUGGCUCCGCGAGUAUAUCGACCGCUUCUUCAACCUCCAGACCUACUGCGCGGGUCCCCAUUACUUAAAGGGCCAGGUGCUGCCGGCGCUGAAGGCGGAGCAGCUGGUGUGCCCGGUACCCCUGGAGACCCACAGGGUCCGACCUUUCUUGUUGGAGGAGGAGGAGUCAGGCAGCAGCUGGGACGUGGCCGAGGAGGAUCGAGCCCCAACUCGGUGCACCUACAGCAACUUAGAUGGGACGGUGGUGCUUGCGUGCGACCAGGAGGUCUGUCGCUGGCUCCGCGUUCAGCUGUCUCCCAGGCAGACCUCCAGCACCCCGGGCCUAACUCUCAAUUCCACUCAGGAAUGGGUUUUGAAAUCCAGUUGCGGCUCAGUCCAAGUCGCUCUCUCCAUUAACGCCCUGGGUGGAGGGGGCUAGAGAGAGGUUAGAGACAGUCCCGCACCAGGGGCUCUGGACAGCUCUCCGGGCUGAGACACUUUCCUAGGAAACCAAGAAAUAAAGAGUACCAGUGAUCAUUU